This is a messenger RNA of Penicillium arizonense, 486 nucleotides long. RefSeq names its product copper transporter family protein. Lineage: Eukaryota; Fungi; Ascomycota; Eurotiomycetes; Eurotiales; Aspergillaceae. The coding region runs from base 1 to 486 and encodes 161 amino acids. Gene Ontology annotation, cellular component: membrane. The transcript has a single exon. The record is from RefSeq and is a predicted model, not a curated record. Gene Ontology annotation, biological process: copper ion transmembrane transport. Gene Ontology annotation, molecular function: copper ion transmembrane transporter activity.
AUGGACAUGUCAGACAUGUCAACGACAAUGUCCAUGGCGACAACAACGGGCAUGUCCAUGGCAACAUCAACCUCAUCAUCCAUGUCCGGCAUGUCAGGCAUGUCCGACAUGUCCAUGUCAAUGGCCGACAUGGCAAUGACCUUCUUCGUCUCCUUCAAAACACCUCUCUUCUCCACCGAGUGGACACCGGGCACGCAAGGCCAGUACGCCGGUACAUGCAUCUUCAUCAUUGCGCUAGCCGUUAUCAUGCGCGUUCUUCUGGCCGUCAAGCCGAUCCUCGAGGGUCGCUUGUGGACGGAUAGCAUUCACGAUCACAUACUUCAUGAUCAUUCGAACCUUGAAGCUGGCAAGUCAGCUCGGGCUCCCUCCGGGGUCCGGAUGAGUGCGCAGGAGAUCGGGAGCCGGUGGGCAUCGUGGCGUGUGAACCCUGCUGCUGGUCGGGCGACAUAUGAGGUUGUUCUUGCUGGUAUCGCUUAUCUAUUGUGA